Labrus bergylta (ballan wrasse) is the source of this 3381-nucleotide messenger RNA. The record is from RefSeq and is a predicted model, not a curated record. Lineage: Eukaryota; Metazoa; Chordata; Actinopteri; Labriformes; Labridae.
GCGGGAAUUUCAUUACGUGUUACCAAUGACACCGGAGAAUUAACUUGAGCUUUCCCCGCACAAGUUUCAUAAAUAUAAAUUAAAAGUAAAAUUUAAACUUUUGCUGACGACAAGCAGAGGUCGAUUAUGAAGGCUGAAAUUGAUAAAAUAGUUACUUUGUCGGAUGGCGACAGUACAGCUGAACUUCAGAAAUACCUGUCUUCCCUUUCAAACGACGAGCUGAUUACUGUGAUUACUAAUGGUGCAUUAAAGGGUAAAAAGGUCGGUUCCAUGAUCAAAGGCAUAUUUAAGGGCUCACCCUCCAACUCACCUGAAGGGUCAAACCGGAGACUUCUGGUUUAUCAACACUGCAUCCCUCUGUGUGAGUCUGGGGAUCUUCAGACAGAGGUGGCAGCUGAUAUCAUUGGACUGCUGAUGCUGGAAACUCACACACUUACUGGAUCCUGUCUUGCACAACUGGCAUCUCUUUUUGUUGACGCCAUUAAGGUGGGGAAAAUGGGCAGUGGGAAGUCUCUGGAGCUUUUUCCCACUGUCCUUACUGCUCUUUCAGCAUGUGACGCCUUGUCUUAUGGCAAAGGCGAACUCAGUGGUGAGGAAUACAAGAAACAGCUGAUCAACAGUCUUUGCUCAAGCAGAUGGGACCCACAAUGUGUUAUUCACCUGACGACCAUGUUCAGAGAUGUGCCCUUGUCAUCGGAGGAGCUGCAGUUUGUGGUGGAGAAAGUUCUGAGGAUGUUCACCAAACUAGAUCUACAGGAGAUCCCACCACUGGUCUAUCAGCUGCUACUUUUGUCUGCAAAGGGUUGUAAGAAACAGGUCCUGGAAGGAAUCAUUGGUUAUUUUAAGGAACAAGACAUUCGCCAGGAAGAAGAGCAGAAACAUGGAGAGAGUCUGGAUCUAGAGGUUCAGUCCAUCCCUCAGGACCAGUUAAGGCAUGUGGAGGGUACUGCUAUUCUUCACAUUGUGUUUGCUGUACGACUCGACCAUGAUCUCGGGAGAGAAUUUCUUAAAAGCAUUAAGACAUCUUAUGGGGACUUGUGCCCUUUCCGUGUUGCCCUGCUGCUUUCAGUUGCACGUAUCCAGCGUUAUGAAGAGCAGGUGUUUGACCUUUUGAAGGGGGCAAUCAUCAAGAGCUUCAGAGAUGAGCAGCUGCAGCAGGGAUCAAAGUUCCUGCAGGAUCUCCUGCCUGGACACUGCAGUGUGGCUCAGAUGAUACUUGACACAGUCAACAACAGUGUGUUUGGUUGGGAUCAUGUGACCCAUGGGCUGGUGCAGUUGGGAUUCUUCCUUAUGGAUAACUUUGGACCCAAACCUGGACCUUUUGGAAAGACCACAGAAGUAUCUACUUCCAUAGCCCGGACCCCAACUCAGCUAGCAUGCAAGCUGGGGGGACAGGUGCUCCUGCAUGGUUUUAAGAUGCACGAGCCUAUUAGAGGAGAGAUCCUAGAGCAAGUCUUGAAUCGAUUGGUCUCCAAGACAGCCUCACCUGUCAGUCAUUACUUAGACCUUUUCUCUGACAUCGUCAUCUCUGCUCCCAUGAUCCUCCUGGAGUCAUCCUCAAAAGUGACGGAGACAUUUGACAACCUGUCAUACCUGCCCCUGGCCACUGUCCAGGGUCUGCUUAAAGCUGUUCAGCCCCUGCUAAAGGUCAGUAUGUCCUUGAAAGACGCUUUGAUUCUAGUUCUCCGUAAGGCCAUGUUUUCCAGCCAACUGGAUGGCAGGAAGUCUGCAGUGACUGGCUUCUUGUUGCUGUUAAAGAACUUCAAAGUGUUGGGUAGUCUGGCCUCCAGCCAGUGUAGUCAGGCAGUCUCCUCAAGCCAGAUCCAAGUGGAUGUUCAUUCUCGUUACAACUCUGCUGCCAAUGAAGCCUUCUGUCUGGAAAUCCUAAGCAGCCUGCGUCGCUGCCUCAGCCAGCAGGCUGAUGUGCGCCUCAUGCUCUAUGAGGGUUUCUAUGAUGUUCUUCGCCGCAACUCUCAACUUGCAAGCUCCAUCAUGCAGACCCUCUUGUCCCAGCUGAGGCGAUACUACGAGCCUGAACAAGACCUUCUACCCCCGGUGAAACUGGAGCCGUGCAUCACAGCUCUCGGAGACCAAGUCUACCUGCAGGAGCCUCUGGCCCACCUGUUGAGUUGUACUGUACACUGCCUGUUGUCGCUGCAGAACAUGCGCCAGUCAGCCCGCGCCAAUGUUGAAGACAGCGAUGAUGAGGCCGAGGAGGAGGAGGAGGAGGGGUACCUGUCCGAACUGCAGACAAUCCUAGAGAGCAUGACGCGACGCAUGACCAAGAGUGAACUGGAGGACUUUGAACUGGACAAGUCAGCUGAGUUCUCUAUGGGAUCCAGCGUUGGGGUUAAGAAUAACAUCUACGCUGUGCUGGUGAUGGGAGUGUACGAGGUCCUCAUGGAGUUUAGCUUUACUAAAGCAAACUACAGUAAAAGCCACUUUGAGGAGCUCUUGGAGUUGUUUAACCGCUACCACAAGCUUGCUGAGAUCCUGAAGGAGAAAUCCGGGAAGGGUCGUGGUCCCAUGCAAAAGACCCCCCGCAGUUUGCUCUCUUUGGGCUUCAUAUCAACUCUUCUCAGCGUCCUCUUCAGAGACAGUACUCAGAGCAGAGAGGAGGCUCUCUCAGUGCUUCGCUCCAGUGGAGAGUUUGUGCGUUAUGCUCUCAGUGUGGCUGUGCAGAAGAUCCAGCAGCUGGAGGAAACUGGACAUGCAGAAGGCCCAGAUGGACAGAACACAGACAGAACUUUCCGGUUCCUUUGUGACAUGACAAGUGUGCUGAUGUGGCGUUACACCAACAUCCCGAGCACGGUGGAGGAUGCAGGGAAGAAGGAGAAGCGCUCCAGCCUGUCUCUGAUGUGUCUGGAAGGCUUGCUGAGGAUCUUCACAACCUGCCAGCAGCAAUAUCCAGACAGAAUGUCGCAGCUCCUCUCCACCAUGGACGUCUCGGAGGUCAAUGAAGAGCCAGACGGCGGCAGUGCUACAGAGAUGAACUUCUUCUACAUCAGACAGUUUCAGAGGGCGCUGUUCACUCAGUUAAGUGGCGGUGAGGAGGAUUUUAACAGCAAAGAGGCUCAACUACUGGUUAGCAUUUUGAGUGUGCUCUCACGUCAACUAAAGCCAUCCUCCCAACAGUUUGUUCAGAUGAUCACAUGGACUGUGAAAGUCUGCAAGGAGACCAGUUUUGAGGAUCCACCUUUCUCCAAGGGCCUGCUCUCUCUUCUCUUCAGUCUGCACAUUCUCUACAAGAGUCCUGUCAGCCUGCUGCUGGAGCUCUGCCAGGACAUCCACAGCCAACUGGGAGACAUUGAUCAGGAUGUGGAGGUGGAAAAACAAUCCCACUUUGCCAUUAUCAACAUGAAGACUGCCACCUCAGCAGCG